This is a messenger RNA of Actinia tenebrosa (Australian red waratah sea anemone), 1794 nucleotides long. RefSeq names its product neurotrypsin-like. Gene Ontology annotation, cellular component: membrane. The record is from RefSeq and is a predicted model, not a curated record. NCBI's taxonomy places the organism in Eukaryota, Metazoa, Cnidaria, Anthozoa, Actiniaria, Actiniidae.
AAGUUCGUUUAGCUGGAGGAAGGUCAGUCAAUUCUGGUCGACUUGAAGUCAGGUACCAUGGUCAGUGGGGUACUGUCGGUUGUAAAGGAAGAGAAACGUCGAUUGCAGACUGCAGUCACGGUGGAUGGGAACUCAACGUCUGAUGUAGGUGUUCGUCUAGUGAAUGGUAAGACCCCUAACAAGGGACGUAUAGAAGUAAGAUACAAAGGUACUUGGGGUACCAUAUACAAUGACGGUAACUGGGACAUACACGAUGCUUACGUGGUGUGUCACAUGUUGAAUUACUCCAAGGCAGUUACAGCAACAACUGCUAGCGUCAAAGGAACUGGUCCUAUAUGGCUUAAAGGGCUUAGUUGCUCGAGAUCCCAAGAAUCUAUUGACCAGUGUCGUCAUGGUGGCUGGGGUAACACUGGUGGAUGUGAUCACAGACGUGAUGCUGGAGUGGUAUGUGGCAAUUUAACACCAGAGGAGAAAGCGAUCAAAGUUCGUCUGGUGGGAGAUCAAAACCAUACUGGCAAAGUAGAAAUACUGUAUCAAGGGACCUGGGGAGUAGUAUGUCAUUGGCUCUGGGAUAUACAAGAUGCUCACGUGGUCUGCAGAAUGCUUGGUUACAAAGCAGCUGAACACGCAAUUUGGUUCAUUGAAGGAGAGACACCAAGAAGAGUGCUCAUGUAUAAUGUGGAAUGCAGUGGUAGAGAAAAGUCGAUAGCAGAGUGUGCUCACUCAGGAUGGUGGAAUGUUAAUUCAUUUUGCUCGAACAAACGCCUCGCUGGUGUGGUUUGUCAGACAAAUGAAGAUCCUCCACCAGUUCAAGUUCGUUUAGCUGGAGGAAGGUCAGGGAAUUCUGGUCGACUUGAAGUCAGGUACCAUGGUCAGUGGGGUACUGUAUGUGAUGAUGGAUGGGACAUGAAAGAUGCUGAGGUGGUGUGUCGUAUGCUUGGUUACCCUGGAGUACAGGAAUACAUAACCACCAACUUUACGCCCGUCAAGGGUAUAGUAUGGCUGAUGAACGUCGGUUGUACAGGAAGAGAAACGUCGAUUACAGACUGUAGUCACAAUGGAUGUUGUUCAAGAUUUUACACCUGUCAAGGGUAUAAUUUGGCUGAGAUACGUCGGGUGUACAGGAGGAAACCGGAGAUCCCGGAGAAGAACCCUCAUGGCAAGGUAGAGAACAACACAUCAAACAAUCUCAACUCACAUGUGGUCAAGUCUGAGCCCCAGGGCUCGAACCCGGAACCAAGUGGUGAGAAGCGAGCAGUAAACCUCUACGCCACACAUGCCACCCAAUAUGAGGAAUGAGAGGGAAUAAAAAAAUAACGCUUUUAACACAUUUCGAGUCAAUUCAAUAAAAACACACACAUUCCAUUUUACCAUAAAUGCAAAAAACAUCAUUUUUGGCCAUUUUUGGGCAAAAAGCAUGGACUAUAGCCCAUGGUUUUGAUCGAUUUUGAGCCAUUUUCACACCUUUUCCAAAAAUAUGCAUUAUUUAUGAAUUAUGCAAAAUACGGGUAUUUUGGCGAUAUUCGGGAGAAUAGCAUGGACUAUAGCCCUUAGUUUUUUUCGAUUUUGGCCAUUUUCACACCUUUUCCUAAAAAUAUACAUUAUUAGUGAAGUAUGCAAAAUAGGGGAAUUUCAAGCAUUUUUGGGCAAAAAGGAUGGACUAUAGCCCAUGGUUUUGAUCGAUUUAAGGCCAUUUUCACACCUUUUCCAAAAACAUACAUUAUUAGUGAAGUAUGCAAAAUAGGGGAAUUUCAAGCAUUUUUGGGCAAAAAUGAUGGACUAUAGCCCAUGGUU